This is a messenger RNA of Neoarthrinium moseri, 696 nucleotides long. RefSeq lists its product as uncharacterized. The transcript has 11 exons. The record is from RefSeq and is a predicted model, not a curated record. NCBI's taxonomy places the organism in Eukaryota, Fungi, Ascomycota, Sordariomycetes, Amphisphaeriales, Apiosporaceae. Bases 1 to 696 code for a protein of 231 amino acids.
AUGAUGUAUAAAGCUGGUUCUCUCCUCCUUGCCUUGAGCACUCUGGUUGCUGCCAAACCCGUGCCUGGUGAUGGUGGUUAUGGCGGUGGUGGAAAGACUACCUGCGCCCCGAGCACUGUGACAGUCACCAACGGCGGAUAUGGGUAUGGCAAAACUGUUACAGUCACCAGCUAUACUACAGUCGUCUCCACCAUUGGAACCACAGUGACAGAGAAGGGGCCUGGAUACACAACCACCGUUGGGACCACAGUGACUGAGAAAGGACCCGGGUACACCACCACAGUCACCGAAAAGGGACCCGGCUAUACAACCACCGUUCCUAUUACCGUGACUGGACCUGGCUACACCACCACCGUUGUUAACACGGUGACCGAGAAAGGACCCGGCUACACAACCACUGUCCCUGUCACUGUAACUGGACCGGGUUACACAACUACCGUUGUCAACACGGUGACUGAGAAAGGACCCGGCUACACAACCACUGUCCCCGUUACUGUAACUGAAAAAGGACCCGGCUACACAACCACCGUCCCCGUUACUGUGACUGAGAAAGGGCCCGGCUACACAACUACCGUGGUUAGCACGGUGACCGAGAAAGGAUCUGGGUACACCACCACUGUCAUAAACACGGUUACUGAGAAAGGCAAGUUCUUGUUCUACAUCCCCGAGCUAGACAACGUCCAAGUUGGAGGCUAA